CUACCGAGCCCGAGUGGCCCCGCAGCGUCCAGGAGGCGCCCGCUCCGCGGUGGCGCUCUUGGAGGUGGUGUCGGAGAGCCGCGGAGUGUGCGGUCCCGGGAUGGCUCUACCCCGGCCAAGUGAGGCUGUGCCUCAGGACAAGGUGUGCUACCCUCCGGAGAGCAGCCCGCAGAAUCUGGCCGCGUACUACACGCCUUUCCCGGCCUAUGGACACUACAGAAACAGCCUGGCCACCGUGGAGGAAGACUUCCAACCUUUCCGGCAGCUGGAGGCCGCAGCAUCUGCUGCCCCCGCCAUGCCCCCCUUCGCCUUCCGGAUGGCGCCUCCCUUGCUGAGCCCGGGUCUGGGCCUACAGAGGGAGCCCCUCUACGAUCUGCCCUGGUACAGCAAGCUGCCACCGUGGUACCCAAUUCCCCACGUCCCCAGGGAAGUGCCGCCCUUCCUGGGCAGCAGCCACGAGUACACGGGUGCCAGCAGUGAAGAUCUGGGCCACCAAAUCAUUGGUGGCGACAACGAGAGUGGCCCGUGUUGUGGACCUGACACUUUAAUUCCACCGCCCCCUGCGGAUGCUUCUCUGUUACCUGAGGGGCUGAGGACCUCCCAGUUAUUACCUUGCUCACCCAGCAAGCAGUCAGAGAAUGGUCCCAAACCCUCCAACCAAGAAGGGAAGUCCCCUGCUCGGUUCCAGUUCACGGAGGAGGACCUGCACUUCGUUCUGUACGGGGUCACUCCCAGCCUGGAGCACCCAGCCAGCCUACACCAUGCGAUUUCAGGCCUCCUGGUCCCCACAGACAGCUCUGCAUCUGAUUCUCUUCCUCAAACUCUGGAUAAAGACUCCCUUCAACUUCCAGAAGGUCUAUGCCUCAUGCAGACGGUGUUUGGUGAAGUCCCACAUUUUGGUGUGUUCUGCAGUAGUUUUAUUGCCAAAGGAGUCAGGUUUGGGCCCUUUCAAGGUAAAGUGGUCAACGCUAGUGAAGUGAAGACCUACGGAGACAAUUCUGUGAUGUGGGAGAUCUUUGAAGAUGGUCAUUUGAGCCACUUUAUAGAUGGAAAAGGAGGUACGGGGAAUUGGAUGUCCUACGUCAACUGUGCCCGCUUCCCCAAGGAGCAGAACCUAGUUGCUGUGCAGUGUCAAGGGCAUAUAUUUUAUGAGAGCUGCAAAGAGAUCCAUCAGAACCAAGAGCUCCUUGUGUGGUAUGGAGACUGCUAUGAGAAAUUUCUGGACAUUCCUGUGAGCCUUCAGGUCACAGAGCCAGGGAAGCAGCCAUCUGGGCCCUCUGAAGAGUCUGCAGAAGGCUACAGAUGUGAAAGAUGUGGGAAGGUAUUUACCUACAAAUAUUACAGAGAUAAGCACCUCAAGUACACCCCCUGUGUGGACAAGGGUGAUAGGAAAUUUCCCUGUUCUCUCUGCAAACGAUCCUUUGAGAAGCGGGACCGGCUUCGAAUCCACAUUCUUCAUGUUCAUGAGAAGCACCGGCCUCACAAGUGUUCUACAUGUGGGAAAUGUUUCUCUCAGUCUUCCAGCCUAAACAAACACAUGCGAGUCCACUCUGGAGACAGACCAUACCAGUGUGUGUAUUGUACAAAGAGGUUCACUGCCUCCAGCAUACUCCGCACACACAUCAGGCAGCACUCUGGGGAGAAGCCCUUCAAAUGCAAGUACUGUGGUAAAUCUUUUGCAUCCCAUGCUGCCCAUGACAGCCAUGUCCGGCGUUCACACAAAGAGGGUGAUGGCUGCUCAUGCAGCAUCUGUGGGAAAAUCUUCUCAGAUCAAGAAACAUUCUACUCCCACAUGAAGUUUCAUGAAGACUACUAGCCCUGCCAGGCACAAUGACUCACGCCUGCAAUCCCAGCACUUUGGGAGGUGGAGGCGGGUGGAUCACUCAAGUCCGGAAGUUCGAGACCAGCCUGGGCAACAUGGUGAAACCCUGUCUCUACCAAAAAAAUACAAAAAUCAGCCGGGGGUGGUGGCACAUGCCUGUGGUCCCAGCUACUCAGGAGGUUGAGGUGGGAGGAUGGUUUGAGUACAGGAGACGGAGGUUUCUGUGAGCUGAGAUCGCCCCACUGCUUUUCAGCCUGGGUGACAGAACCAGAUCCUGUCUCAAAAAAAAAAAAAAAACGACUAGCCCUCAGAGUGUGGAGACAAUGUAAAAACAAGGGAUUCAGAUUCUCUCUAUUUCCUUUUAUGGGUUAUAGAAGUCCCUGCAGUUGGCUGUGUGUGGUGGCUCACGCCUGUUAUCCCAACACUUUGGGAGGCCCAGAUGGGUGGAUCAGCUGAGGUCAGGAGUUCAAGACCAGCCUGGCCAACAUGAUGAAACCCCGUCUCUACUAAAAAUACAAAAAUUAGCCUGAUGUGGUGGCGCAUGCCUGUAAUACCAGCUACUUGGGAGGGGAAUUGCUUGAACCCAGAGGCGGAGGUUGCAAAGAUCCGAGAAAAAGGUAGCUUUUUCUCUACUAUUUGCCUUGGGCCCCCAUUAUACUAUGCGGUCAUCACGUGUUAUAUUUCUUUAUAGAAAAGAUUCUUAUAUAUACAUAUAAAGAGACAGAGAGGCAGGUCUCAACAUGUUACCCAGGCUGGUCUCAAACUCCUGGGCUCAACUGGAUCCUCUCGCCUCGGCCUUCCAAAGUGCUGGGAUUAUAGGUGUGAGCCACUGCGUCAGGCCUAGAACAAAUCCUCUAAAAAUUCACUUAUCAUACUGUGCACUUGGCAGAAACAAAAACAAACAAAAACCCCACUAAAUAAAUAAAUAUUAAUUUAAAGCCAGGCUUGGUGGCACACACCUGUAGUCCCAGUUGCUUGGGAGGCCAAGGCAGAAGGAUCUCUUGAGCUCAGGAGUUUGAGGCUGUAGUGCUCUAUGAUCACACCUGUGAAUAGUCAGUGCACUCUAGCCUGGAAACAGCAAGAUUCUCACUUCUAAAAUAUAUAUAAAUAAAUUAAAUAAAAGUAAAAAUUUGGCUGGGCACAGUGGCUCAUGGCUGUCAUCCCAGCACUUUGGGAGGCUAAAGUGGGCAGAUUGGUUCAGCCCAGGAAUUCCAGACGAGCUUGGGCAACAUGCUGAAACCCUAUCUCUCCAAAAAAAAAAAAAAAAAAAAAAAAAAACUAGCCAGGUAUUGUGGCACAUGCCUGUAGUCCCAGUUACUUAGGACACUGAGGCGGAAGGAUCAGUUGAGCCUGGGAGGUUGAGGCUGCAGUGAGCCAUGAUGGUGCACAGCCUGGGUGACAGAUCGAGACCCUGUCUCAAAUAAAUAAAUAUAAAUAAAUAAGAACCCAUUCGAGUCAGAGCUUCAUUAGUAUUGUAACUAUCCUCGGCCGUGAAUUAAUAUUCCAUCUUUAUUUUGAUUAAUUUUAAACACUUUGUUCCCACCCCUCCCCCACCACAUGACAAAUGCCAGUUAAUGUGUUUAGCUCCAAAGUUACCUGAAGGGCACAGAAGUUAUUUGUCCCACUAUCUGUGAUGUUAAGCAAUUGGGGAAGAAAUAUGAUAACCAAAUGAAGAAAGGCUAAAAAAAAAAUACUGAUACUGCUCUAGGUUUAAACCUGAUUUCAUUAUUGAUGAAUAGACAGUAUGAAAUAGACAGGAUAUUUUGGGGAGUUUUUCUAAUUAGCUGGUUCUUGCUAAUACAGGGUGCAGAGCACACACAAACACACAGAGGCCCACUGAAAAGAAAAAUGUGCCCUGCAUGGUAUCCUAUGGCUGAUGCAAGUGUUCGGGGAAUGGGUUUCUCUUACGUGCACGGAGACAUCAGACUCAUCUCAUACGUGGAUCAUAAUAGCCAACAACUAUUGAGCAUUAACCCUGUGAGAUGAUACCACUGAGUUUACCACUUUACAGAUGAGGAAAUUGAGACUGAGAGAGAUGAAAGAAGUGGGGCAAGCUGAUUUGCCUCUAAGAGGCAAAGCCAGGUCUGCCCAGCUCCAGAGCCCAGCCUCCUAACUAGCCUCUAUGCCCAGUUUAUGGAUCCUGUUAAGAAUAUAGCAUUUUUUCUGGGCCAGGUGCAGUGGCUCAUGCCUGUAAUCCCAGCACUUUGGGAGGCUGAAGCAGGUGGAUCACCUGAGGUUAGGGGUUCGAGACCAGCCUGGCUAACAUGGCAAAACCCCAUCUCUACUAAAAAUACAAAAAUUAACUGGGCAUUAUGGUGCAUGCCUGUAAUCCCAGCUACUCGGGAGUCUGAGGCAGGAGAAUUGCUUAAACCCGGGAGGCAGAGGUUGCGGUAAGCCGAGAUGGUGCCACUGUACUCCAGCCUGGGUGACAGAGAGAGACUCCAUCUCAAAAAAAUAAAAAAUAAUAAAAAAAAAGAAAACAGCAUUUUUCUGGAGACUACCCAUCCUAUUCUUCCCUAUAUUAAGUUAAGCAACAACAGACUGAAAUACCCAUGUGGAAGAUUUGAGACCAGAAUGAGCAGGAUAAAAGUGCAUUGAAGGCAGCCACAGCUGCUGAGGAUCUGUCCCAUCCCAGCCAUGUUUCUGCUGACCGCCUGGGGAUCUGCUGCACCCUCCACCCAUGGCCACAAAUGGAGCAAAUUCAAUAUGGAACAGAUGCCCCUUCCAGAGGGAGGCUCCUAGCUCUAGCCCAUUCCUUUGAGAGAGAAAUAUAAUGCAGGUGGAAAAGCAGUGACAGAUUCUACUCUAGGGAACUAUUUGCUGCCUUGCUGAAGUCUGAGUAAUGUAUCCUAAUGGGAAUGUGCCCUGUUGUUUUAGGACUGUUUUACUUCAUGUUAAUUAAGACAGAACAAUGGUCUUUCUAAGAGAUGGGGGCUCAUUGUGUAAUUAGGCAGCCUUUCCUUAACUGCUGGUUCAAAAUGUAUUACUCAAAACAUUUUCUUACUGUUAUGGGUUUAAACAUUAUUUUUAAAUCGAAUAGUAAAACAAGUCAUCAGAAACUGGUGUGAUCCCAGUUUUUUCACUCAUUGAAUAAUUCAAAUUAACAACUUCAUUCUUUGAACUAGAAUAGCAGCAAAGGGUGGUAGGGUUAUUAUUAUUAUUAUUAUUUUUUGCUCUUUUCUAACAGUCAUUCAAAUGCAUGCCAGUAAUUGAACAAUCAAAUAAUAAUACUGUAUAACAGAUAAUAUAUCCUAUACUAACUAGAAGAUUUUGGGGACCAUUUCAUUUAAUACCUGUUUGCUCAAAGUUUUGGUCAUAUUGAUAGGGUUACAUAUUUCAAC
Molecule: messenger RNA, 5163 nt
Organism: Pongo pygmaeus (Bornean orangutan)
Lineage: Eukaryota; Metazoa; Chordata; Mammalia; Primates; Hominidae
Gene: PRDM14
Product: PR/SET domain 14
Exons: 8
Coding region: 101-1816 (571 amino acids)
Biological process (GO): regulation of transcription by RNA polymerase II
Cellular component (GO): nucleus
Molecular function (GO): RNA polymerase II transcription regulatory region sequence-specific DNA binding; protein binding
Source: RefSeq, a predicted model, not a curated record